CUUGCGAUUACAGGCUUUUCAGUUGGAACAGUCUUCAGUAUGAGUCUGCUGUUUAAUUGGGAAUAAACAGCUCAGAACGUUAUUUUAAAUCAACAUCUCAGCCGCACAACACUGAAGGAUGAGGCUGCCUGCUGAGUUAUGGGUUUUUCUGCUGUCUCUGCUGGCACCCGGGGUUUUGUACAUCAUGAACAAUGUCACAGUGCUACAAGAACCCUUGCCAAUUCUGGGAAUGGGGAUGGUUGUGCUGGGAUCACUUCUGCUUAUCCUUCUUGUUGUGCAGCAUAACACCAAAGUGGACCCUUUGUUCUAUGUUUUCGCAGAGUUUGCUUUUAUCUGCAUGGUGGGCCUCACUAAUGCUCUAGAACAGGAUGGAUACAUCUCAGGCUUCAUGGCUUUUUACUUGAAAAUGGGUGAACCUCACCUGAGUGCUGCUUAUGCUGUUAUGAUGUCCUAUUGGGAAGGCAUUGUUCACUUCAUCCUCUUCAUCACUAUUAUUCACCGCAUGUUUAAAGGAAAAUCUUAUCGUAGCCUGGCUCUGCUGUGGGUCGGGUCGUCCAUCGCCCAUCAGGUUGUCCAUAUAUUAGGAGUGGUCAUUGGGAAAUAUGGAUCUAACAUCAGACCUGCAUUUUGGAGGAAUGCUCCCUUAUUGUUGGUGCCAUUUUGGGCUGGCUCUGUGCUCUUGAGCAGACCUAGAGAGAUGCCUGUUGUAACUGCAGAUAAGAUUGCGGCAGAACAGAGAAAAGGUUUGCUCUCCCGGCCUGUUGAUCUAAUCCUGUCUGUUCUGUUACUGGGAGCUAUGGCCUUCACUGUUUUUAGGGGUUUGGUGGUCUUGGAGUGUCCUUUAGAUGCCUGUUUUAACUACAUUUACCAGUUUGAACCUUAUCUCAAAGACCCAGUGGGUUUCCCCAGGGUAAUGAUGCUGAUGUACCUGUUCUACUCUGUACCAUUGAUGGUCAUUCUCAUUUAUGGACUGACCACACCUGGCUGUGGCUGGAUGUUAGACUUGACUAUCUUCUUUGCUGGAGCCAUGGCCCAGGCUCAGUGGUGCCAUAUCGGAGCAUCUCUGCACUCCCGCACUCCCUUCACGUACCGCGUCCCAACAGACAAAUGGUGGCCUGUUAUCUCCCUGAAUGUGCUGCUCGCUGCUGUGCCCGCUGUCCUGGCCCUGCGCUGCCUCACCAGCCCUGCUUAUUUUAUGAAACCUGUUCCCAAAGGACAAACCAACAAUGACAAAAAGAAGAAGUAGUAGACCACACAGCAAGCACUGAACUUUGAAAUACUGUGGCAUUGUUGUGUGCACAGCCAAUGCACUCCCUGUAUGAACUGUUGGACUAUUGGACCCUGAUAUGAGGCUGUUGAUGAAGAUGUGUGAUCAGCGAGCUCUGCUUUCAGGUGAAACAUGCUGUUGAUCUUGUCCCAUUCACUCAAAAUAUGACUACUGCAAAUAACUGCUCAGGACAGACUCUCUUCUGCACAGACUCUUUUUGUUUCAAAUGUUGUCUGAUAACACUAUAUUGGUAGAGUGAAUUUGAAAGACAUUUAAAGCAUUAAAACAGACAGAUUUUGUGUAGCAGUGAUUUUGAUUGAUCUAAGUAUACGUGGAGGAGUGUUCAUGUUUUAUCAGUCGUCUGUGGGGUGAAGUCAUCAUGGCAGUCAAUGGCCCAGUUAACUUCAGCUCAGAGAGAUAAGAACUGAACCCUGGAUCUGUGGGAGCCAUCACACAAAUGACACAUCAGGCUUUCAGAUGGGCUUGAUGUCAUCAUAGUGAAUGGUGUAGCAUGCGGUACAUUGUAGAGCAUAGCCCACUGUGUGAAAAGAAGGUAAUAGGUAAUAUUAUUAUUGUAGACAUACAAAUCAGUCAAGGGGUGUUUAUUUUUUACACUUUAUUAAGAAU
Molecule: messenger RNA, 1894 nt
Organism: Periophthalmus magnuspinnatus
Lineage: Eukaryota; Metazoa; Chordata; Actinopteri; Gobiiformes; Gobiidae
Product: transmembrane 6 superfamily member 2-like
Exons: 10
Coding region: 119-1246 (375 amino acids)
Biological process (GO): lipid homeostasis; regulation of lipid metabolic process
Cellular component (GO): endoplasmic reticulum-Golgi intermediate compartment membrane; endoplasmic reticulum membrane
Source: RefSeq, a predicted model, not a curated record